Molecule: messenger RNA, 1113 nt
Organism: [Torrubiella] hemipterigena
Lineage: Eukaryota; Fungi; Ascomycota; Sordariomycetes; Hypocreales; Clavicipitaceae
Source: the annotation of a GenBank genome assembly
CCACACCAAUCUUCUCUACUCGACGACAUCACACGAUCAUCCUUUAAACCCGCACCGCCGGCACCGCACAGUCGCUCACCAAUCGCCAGCUUCAUCGCUACUAGAGACAAUACUCCUCCCAGCCCUUCUAGCUAUGCGAUAAGCUAUGCCCCCGCGACUCUUCUUCUCCGCGUGCCGCGCGCAUCCGGUCGUCCCCCGUCUAUGCAUCCGCACACAACGCUUCCACACCACGCCAACACAACGGACAUCUGUCGAAGACCUCACCCGCAAGACACACUACCAGCGCCUCAAUGUGCCCACUGAUGCCUCCCCCGCGACAAUAAAAAAAUCCUUCUACGCCCUAUCCAAAGCGCACCACCCAGACACCAACCCCUCGCCCUCUGCCGCCUCCCUAUUCGCCCUCCUCUCCGAAUCAUACACGGUGCUCUCUAAUGCCACCCGCCGCGCCUCCUACGACCGUGACACCCUGCGCCUCCAGCCCGCCCGCGGAGGCUCCUACUCGAGCACACAGAGUCCAGCUGGCGGCCGGCCCGCGUCUGGGCUAUCUAAACGGCGCGGGUCAUUCCGCGGACCUCCUCCUAGCUUUUACCGCAGCGGCGGCUGGGGCGACCGCACAGAGAAGCGCCGCACGGCACAUGAGACGUCAACCGGCGGCGAGGGGGCGAACGCAGAGCAACAGCACCGCCAGCAUACAGAGGCGGACUCGGGGCUGGGCGGUAUGGGACCGGGAAGUAACCCAUUCAAAGACGCCGAGUACGUGCGGUCAACGCCCCAUUUCGAUAAGGAGAGCCAUACCAAGACGCACAAGGCGGAAGAUCGACGGCGCUGGGAGCGCAGACGGAGAGCCGUGGAUGAGGAUGGCGUAGAAUUCGAGCCGCAGGCGAGCUUGGGGGCGCAUUUCCUCAUCGUGGCGGGUAUUUUAGGCGCAACCAUUGUAGCGCCCAUGGUGUAUCUGCAGUUUCUACGGUUGGAGAGGCAUAAAAGAGAGGCGUAACAAGACGUCGCAACACGGUAUAAAUCAUUUCAUUGUACGAUAUAGAUAUACGCGCGGCCACACAUCUGAUCAUAGAGUAUACAAAAGCAACAGUAUGCAGUGACAAAAGAAAGUAUAUU